AAAAAUAUUAUGUUUAUUAUAAUAGACAACCAGAAUAUACCCCCGGGAUGUAUAGUAUGUGCCUGGUGCGCCAAGAUUGGUAUGAAAUUGUUUACGCUGCGAACGGCCACCGGAUGUAAAGCUUUUUGCAGAAGAGCCUCAUUUAAGAAGAAUAAGAUAUGCGACUGGUGCAAACACGUUAGACAUACUGUUAAUUACGUUGACUUUCAAGACGGCGAACAGCAGUUGCAGUUCUGCAGCAAUAAGUGUUUAAAUCAAUACAAAAUGAAUAUAUUCUGCAAUGAGACCAAAGCGCACCUACACCUCAGCCCUACUAUGAUGAAGGACACCACUAAAUUAGCGCCGGUAUCCUCAAAACAGUCAUCGAAUUUAAUAACACCUGAGCUGUGGCUGAAAGACUUGAAAAAUGGAGAAAAUGAAAGCAAUUCUGCGAACAGUUUCAUUGAAACCUCGGAUUCAGAGCUGGAUCUAGACUUAGAGGACUCGCAGCCAUUGCCUCCACUACCGCUUAAACGCAGGUUCACUGAGUUGUCAAAAGACACUGAUUUAAAAUCUAGUGAAAAACCAAAAGACAAUUCAGUCAAAGAUAAGAUUCAAUCACCAAAAGAUUCAAAACGUGCCAAACAUUCACAUAAACUCCCGAAUAGUAAUCGCCAGAUAUCUGGCGCUAAACCCAUAGACAAGUCUUCGGCGAACUUUCACUCGCCUUCAUAUGUAGGACACGCCAGACAUUCACCAAUUCCCACAUCAGUUGCAUCGUUGCCGCGCUCCUCAAUGGUUGCG
Messenger RNA from Oppiella nova, 783 nucleotides. The record is from the annotation of a GenBank genome assembly. Lineage: Eukaryota; Metazoa; Arthropoda; Arachnida; Sarcoptiformes; Oppiidae.